AUGGGUGAGAAAGCCGCCCGGCGCGGCGCUGGCGCUCCGUUCUACGCGCCGCCUCGUCGUAAAACAUCCGCGGAGAUCAUCAGCGAGGCUCGCGCUGCUAUCACUGCAGAAAUGAACAAUAUUACGAGCGGGUCAGGGCUGAGCGCUCUCCGCCCGCUGCGUACGCGCCGCCCGUUCACACCGCGCGACCCGCAACGCACACUCUUCACUGAACGCACGCGCAAGAAGGACACCCGGCCCCCUAGCGCGUUUGACCUCAAAUACCUUACUCUGGAUGAGAGCAACGAAGAAGCUUUCAUUUCGUCCAGCGUACAUCAUGGUAGUCUAGAUGAAGAUGACGCUGGAGACGAUCUUUUUGCUGAAAAUCAACCGAGUGUUAAAAAGAAAGCAGUACGAACUCGACCAACACAAGAUCGAUCAGGUGACGGAUGGAGCGGAUUUCCCAAGCUGCCUCACCUUAGCGGUAGAAGUAAACCCUUACAUAGAAGAAACACAGCAGGACAAUCAGGCGAUGCAUCCAGUCCUGAUAUUACUAUUAAAAGAAGCCAAAUUUUGUCUUCAAAAUCAUUGUCGUGUGAUUUAGAUACUGGUCUUGGAGAGGUCACUGUUAAGCAUCUAGCAGUACAAUUACCAAAUCCUUCAAAUGAUGACUACGAUAACAUGACAGUGUUGGAGUUAGCUGAAGCGCUCUCGAGUAAAAGUCGGAAUUCGGAACAUAUUCUAGUUCUGAUGCAAGCUCUUCAGAGUAAUAUUGCAAAACAUUCACCAGGCAACAGUCUUCGAGAACUAGUACUUCAUUCUUUAUAUAAGCAUAUAGACAGCGAAGACGAAAGGGUAUUGGUGGCUAUAGCCAGGGCGAUGCUUACGAUGCGUGUUACUGGAGUACAUUUGGCGGCAGCCUGCAAGUUGAUAUUUAAAAUUUCAAGAAACGACAAGAACGAUCAUUUCUUCAGGAAUAGUGAUCUUCUCGACUUAGUAGUAGAAGGCUGCGGUCGAAUAGAUCCAGUUACUGAAAGCGAGUGCUGCGUGUACGCGGCGGGGGCGUUGCGUUUUCUGGCGCUGGAGCCGCGACUGUGUGCGUUAGCGCACCGCGCCGGGGCACUGCACCUAACUGCGCUACAUCUUAAGAUUCUAAACAAUGCGAAAGCGGAGAGACCCCGCCAAGUAUCGGAGCAGGCAACUCACGCUCUGUAUCAAGUGACGGGCGCGCUGCGUAACCUGGCGGGGAGCGGGGAGGGUGCGGACGGCGGGGCGGGCGGGGAGCGCGGGGAGUGGGGUCGCGCGUUCGCGGCGUGCGGCGCGCUCAGCGAGCUGCUCGCCGCGCUCACGCUGCACACUGACAGAGACGUCCUCACCAACGUUGCGAGGUGCCUUAGUGUCCUGUCAGCAGACGAAACAUGCUGCGCGUGGUUGUGCGCCUCGCCCGCGAGCGCGCGCGCGCUGCUGACGGCGCUGGCGGCGUGCGCGUCGCGGGCGCCGCUCGCGGUGCGGCUGGCCUACACACUCGGGAACAUGGCCGCCGCGGACGAACAGGCCAGGAUCAAUAUCUACAAUGAAGAAGGCGGUGUAGAUGUUCUUCUCACGAUACUGGAGUCGUACACGCAGAGAAACGAAAAUGAAACGAGAGAAUCCGAUUCUGAUCCUGAUCGACAUUUAGUUGGCUCCGACCUCGGUGGAUCCGACGGCUCUAAUGAGGAUGUUCUUAUUAAAACAGUACGGAUAAUGGCGAAUUUGUGUCUCGCUGAACUCGCUGGAAGAGGCUUGGCAGCUAACCAUGCUGAAAGAACAGUGCGGGCUCUUCUGUCAUGUCUCGACUUAGCUGAGAAACCAUCGGACAGUAAGAUAAACGAUUUGUCAGAAAAAGAACGCAAUGCUUGGUUAGAAAGACGUGAAGAACUAGCAAUGGCAGUAUUGGCGACGCUUAACAACAUCACUUUCUAUCUCGAACCUUCUGCUGCGAGUCAACAAAACCAUACCCUAGAACUUAUGUGUAAAGCAACGUGUCGUUGGAUACGUGGCAGCGGAGCGGCCGCCUGCGAGGCGGUCCGCGCGCUCGGGAACCUCUCCCGCUCCGCGCACGCCGCGCAGCUCAUCGUGCUAGAGGGCGCUCUCACUGCUCUCCCACCGUUCCAGCAACACGAGGAUUCGAGCGUGCGGUGCGCGGCGGCGGGCGUGCUCGUGAACGUGUGCGGGGCGGGCGGCGCGGGCGGCGCGGGGGAGGCGGCGCGCGCGUUGUGCUCGGCGGCGCACGCGCGCGACGUGCCGGCCGCCGCGCUGCUCGCGCGCGCGCUGUGGAACGCGCACGCGCACCGCCCGCUCGAGCCGGGGCCCGCGCAUCAGGUGGCCGCGGCUCUCGCCUUGUUUAUUGACGACGAAUCAGUCUUCACAGCGUGUGAAGCGUCGAAACUCGGCGAUAGACGCGCAAGCGAUCCACAGAUUUCGAAACACCAUCAGGUGAAGUUCGAGCUGGAUAAUAAUAAUCAUCAAUCAAACAAGCCUUUCGAGCUCGACGUGCCGAAGCCUCUAACAGCUAAAGCGUUCAGCGUUGAAGAGGAUUUGCAUUUGGAUCAAGAUUACGACGAUGAAGGCGAACGACAUUCAGGAGAAGAUUUAGGUUUCGAAGAAGGGGAGAUAGAAGAAUGUGAUUGUGGCCCAUGUCGCAGACUGGCCGCGUGGGAAGAGCUAGUAGGGGUCGCUAUACCGCUCUUAGAGAAACUGCGCCCCCCCAGAGCCGACGCGUCCGUAGGCACAGAUUAA
Messenger RNA from Vanessa atalanta (red admiral), 2757 nucleotides. RefSeq names its product armadillo repeat-containing protein 2. The coding region runs from base 1 to 2757 and encodes 918 amino acids. The transcript is spliced from 19 exons. The record is from RefSeq and is a predicted model, not a curated record. Lineage: Eukaryota; Metazoa; Arthropoda; Insecta; Lepidoptera; Nymphalidae. Gene Ontology annotation, biological process: cilium organization.